Messenger RNA from Sebastes umbrosus (honeycomb rockfish), 5466 nucleotides. It is a transcript of the gene grin1a, whose product is annotated as glutamate receptor, ionotropic, N-methyl D-aspartate 1a. NCBI's taxonomy places the organism in Eukaryota, Metazoa, Chordata, Actinopteri, Perciformes, Sebastidae. The coding region runs from base 537 to 3443 and encodes 968 amino acids. The transcript is spliced from 23 exons. Gene Ontology annotation, molecular function: NMDA glutamate receptor activity. Gene Ontology annotation, biological process: monoatomic ion transport; chemical synaptic transmission; regulation of membrane potential. The record is from RefSeq and is a predicted model, not a curated record. Gene Ontology annotation, cellular component: plasma membrane; synapse; neuron projection.
CGCGCAAAACCAUAGAGCCGAUACGUCGGGAGCGCGCAGCAGCAGCACCGCGGCGCGCAUGCACAGCUGUCAGCACCAAGGACAGCAGCCGCUCAGCUCAGCUCCGGAUUGACCAGCAAGAGACGCAUCGGAGGGGCUGAUCAGUCCGCACAAAGCGCACUGAGGAGCGGCUGCAGGGGGGGGGGCAGCGAUACACACCCCGAAGCCUGGAAGAUAGGACACAAUGCUUUUAACUAUUUUCUUGGUGGGGGAGGUGUGAGCGAUUCUGCAGAGGAGAGAGCAAAACAGAAAAAAAAAAAUGCGGUUCGGACAUCCCUGCAUGGUUGACAGCCCUGCACCCUAAUAUGUGCAUGCACAUUCCUCCGCAUUGCACAUAAAGCCUCCCUCCCUUUCGCUCUGCACGCCGCCCACCUGGAUCGUGUCUGCAUUGAACUGGCGGAGCCGCGCUGCUGUCCAGAAGAAGCUGCUGGUCGAGCGACCGGGCUGCUGCACGGCUCCUCUGCUGCUCGGUGUCGGUGUCGGUGGUCCACCACACGAUGCGUCUGUUUCUGCUGGCGGUGCUCCUCUCGUGCUCCUGCGCGCGGGCCGGCUGCGAGCCGAAGAUCGUGAACAUCGGGGCCGUGCUGAGCCAGAAGAGGUACGAGCAGGUCUUCAAGGAUGCCGUGACACAGGCCAACCAGGUCUACGGCAGGGACAAAUUCAAGCUGACCGCCAUCUCCGUAACGCACAAGCCCAACGCCAUCCAGAUGGCUCUGUCCGUCUGCGAGGACCUCAUCUCCAGUCAGGUCUAUGCUAUCCUGGUGAGUCACCCGCCCCAGUCCAAUGACCACCUCACUCCAACGCCUGUCUCAUACACUGCAGGCUUCUACCGCAUCCCCGUGGUGGGGCUCACCACCCGCAUGUCCAUCUACUCAGACAAGAGUAUCCACCUGUCCUUUCUGCGGACAGUCCCUCCUUACUCCCACCAGGCGCACGUAUGGUUCGACCUGAUGCGCGAGUUCAACUGGAACCACAUCAUCUUGAUAGUGAGUGAUGACCACGAGGGGCGGGCUGCUCAGAAGAGGCUCGAGACCCUCUUGGAGGAGAGAGAAACAAAGAAUAAAAAAAGGAACUAUGAAAACCUCGACCAACUGUCCUAUGACAACAAGCGAGGACCUAAGGCAGAGAAAGUCCUCCAGUUCAGCCAGGAGACUAACUUAACUGCCCUGCUGCUGGAGGCGAAAGAGCUGGAGGCCCGAGUCAUCAUCCUAUCCGCCAGUGAGGAGGACGCUGCUGCAGUGUACAAGGCUGCCCGCUUCCUCAACAUGACGGGCUCGGGGUACGUGUGGCUGGUGGGAGAGCGGGAGAUGUCGGGUAAAGCCCUGAGCGAGGCACCAGACGGUCUGAUCGGCCUCCAGCUCAUCAACGGGAAGAAUGAGUCAGCCCAUAUCAACGAUGCGGUGGCCGUGGUGGCUCAGUCCAUCCAGGAGCUCUUUGAGAAGGAGAAUAUCACAGAACCCCCGAGAGGAUGUGUGGGCAACACCAACAUCUGGAAAACAGGGCCGCUCUUUAAACGGGUGCUGAUGUCAUCUAAAUACCCAGAGGGCCUCACAGGACGCGUGGAGUUCAAUGACGACGGAGACAGGAAGUACGCCCAUUACAGUAUACUCAACUACCAGAAGAGUCGACUCAUUCAAGUCGGUGUAUACAAUGGAACACAGGUGGUAAUGAACAAUCAGCGGAAGAUCAUCUGGCCGGGAGGAGAGACUGAGAAACCACAGGGCUUCCAGAUGUCCACUCGAUUAAAGAUAGUGACGAUACACCAGGAGCCAUUUGUGUACGUGAAACCCACUCAGCCGGAUGGAACAUGCCACGAGGAAAUGACAUUAAAUGGAGUCUUAAUAAAAAAGGUUAUCUGCACUGGCCCCAAUGAGACCAUCCCAGGUAACCUAUCAGGACGCCCAAUUGUGCCCCAAUGUUGCUACGGAUUCUGCGUUGAUCUCCUCAUCAAGUUGGCUAUGACCAUGAACUUCACCUACGAGGUGCACCUGGUGGCUGAUGGGAAGUUUGGGACUCAGGAGCGGGUGAACAACAGUAACAAGAAAGAGUGGAAUGGCAUGAUGGGAGAGCUCCUGGGGGGCCUGGCAGACAUGAUUGUAGCCCCGCUGACUAUAAACAACGAACGAGCCCAGUACAUCGAAUUCUCCAAGCCCUUUAAAUAUCAAGGCCUCACCAUCCUUGUUAAAAAGGAAAUCCCUCGCAGUACACUGGACUCGUUCAUGCAGCCGUUCCAGAGCACGCUGUGGCUGCUGGUGGGUCUAUCGGUGCAUGUGGUGGCGGUGAUGCUUUACCUACUAGACCGGUUCAGCCCGUUUGGAAGAUUUAAAGUAAACAGUGAAGAAGAAGAAGAAGAUGCCCUCACCUUAUCAUCUGCUAUGUGGUUCUCCUGGGGAGUGUUGCUGAACUCUGGAAUAGGGGAAGGUGCGCCACGCAGCUUCUCAGCGAGAAUCCUGGGCAUGGUGUGGGCCGGAUUUGCCAUGAUAAUUGUGGCUUCCUAUACUGCCAACCUGGCUGCCUUCCUUGUGUUGGACCGGCCUGAGGAGCGCAUCACCGGCAUCAAUGACCCAAGGCUGAGAAACCCAUCGGACAAGUUCAUCUACGCCACGGUGAAGCAGAGCUCCGUGGACAUCUACUUCCGGCGGCAGGUGGAGCUUAGCACCAUGUACCGCCACAUGGAGAAGCACAACUAUGAGAGUGCCGCCGAGGCCAUCCAGGCCGUGCGUGACAACAAGCUGCAUGCUUUCAUCUGGGACUCUGCGGUGCUGGAGUUUGAAGCUUCGCAGAAGUGCGACCUGGUGACCACGGGAGAGCUGUUUUUCCGUUCGGGCUUUGGCAUAGGCAUGCGCAAGGACAGCCCCUGGAAACAGAAUGUGUCCCUGGCCAUUCUCAGUUCUCAUGAGAAUGGCUUCAUGGAAGACCUAGAUAAAACCUGGGUGAGAUACCAGGAGUGUGACUCAAGGAGCAAUGCCCCAGCCACACUCACCUUUGAAAACAUGGCAGGGGUCUUCAUGCUGGUGGCAGGAGGAAUAGCAGCAGGGAUCUUCCUAAUCUUCAUUGAAAUCGCCUAUAAGCGCCAUAAAGACGCCCGCAGGAAGCAGAUGCAGCUCGCCUUUGCGGCGGUCAAUGUUUGGAGGAAGAACCUGCAGGACAGUAAGGAGGUGUCUGGAAGUGAAGCGGUGGCCGGGACCCCCUCAUUACCCUCUUCCUCUCUAGAGACUCAGGAUGAUAGGAAAAGUGGUAGAGCAGAGCCCGACCCCAAAAAGAAAGCCUCUUUUAGGUCCAUCAGUACCACCCUGGCCUCCAGCAUCAAGAGACGUAGGUCCUCCAAAGACACGCAGUACCCACCCACUGACAUCACGGGCCAGCUAAACUUGUCUGACCCGUCUGUCAGUACUGUGGUGUAGAGAGAGAGGGAGGCACCGAGGUCCACUCCCGGAGGAGAGAGGAAACGAGACGAGGGGGAAUAAAAGGAGAGGAGGAAGUGGAGGAGGAGAGGUGACGGAGAACCCAUCUCCUCGCUCACUUCGCCGUCGAAGCCGAAGCUUUCAUUUCACCGCCUGUCGACGGAGCAUUUCGAGGAAACUGCUUUGCAGCAGAAGUGUCUGAAAGCACUGAACUUGCACAUUUUUUUUCAAAGUCAGGAUUACCUGGCGUUAGAUGUUUGUAGGGUCCCUGAGCAUGCACAGAAGAAACCCAUCUGACUCACAUAUACAACCUUUUCCUUCUGUAUAUUAUUAGCAAACUUAUUUAACCUUGUUUUAGUCAUUUUACUCACAGAAAUUUACUUAAUGUGUUGAUGUUAACUACUUUAAAAACUCUUUACCAGCUGUAUAAGUUUAGCAAGCCAGGUUUAGUUUAGUUAAGUUUAUGGAUAAACCAGUUUUGGUGCAAGCACUGUACUAAACAUAUCACUUCCAAUUAGGAGAUACCAUAAUAAUAUCUAGUUUUUCUUAACAUAUACCGCAAUACAAGACGUACUGUAAGCUUCAGUGGAUAUCAAGUAUUUUUUAAUGGGAACUACCUGUUUUUAUCUACACUUUAAAAGGUUUUUAGAAGAUGUUUCUUUCAUUGAGAAGCACCAAUAAUGGCACUAAUGAUGACUAAUCUUGUCUACCAGUGAAGAUGGUGUGUGUGCUUGUAUAAGAGCUUUAUGUAUCUGAAUGAUGAAGCUGAUAUUAUUUUGAAGGCUAUAUACCAGAUUCUGUAGUAGAUAAAUUGUAUAUUUUCCCCUUUAAUUUUGUACUAAUCUGCCAAAAGCAUGUUUUUUUUAUUUUUAGUAAGAACUCAGUUUCUUAAAGUAAAUCUGUUAAGCUUUACUACUAUUUAUAGCAAGAGAUAAGCAGGUGAAUAUAUGAAAUCCCAGGUUCAUUUGCAGUCUGAUGAAACAGUUAAGUGAGGCUGGUGUUUGUUACGUCCAAAGACACUCAUCCGUGAGCCAUGUUGCUUUUGGGGACGCCCUCUUCUCUUCCUCUCUCCUGCAGCAGUCUUUCUCAUUUCCAGUCUACUCGGGGUUGCAUCAAAGGGCCAGGUUUUUCACCCAACCAGCAUUCGGGUCUUUCGCGCAAAACUUACUCCCCGCCGCAGCGCUGGAGAGCUUUUGCACGAAGGAGACCCGAGUGAAUUGAAAGCGCAGUCUUGGUUAGCUGCAAAAACAGGCCGUUUCCCAUUUUCUGGAGAUGAGAAACCACUGCUGUUUGUUGAAAAGACUAUCACACCGUGUCUGGUCUCUGGCACUGCAUAGCACUUUAUGCUGAGGCGUCUCCUAAACUGUAAAAUAAAGAUAUUGAUUUAAGAAACUAGAACAGAACCACUAUAACAUCAGUCAGACAUAUUAACUUCUCCACUUUCAUAAAUCUCUUCUUUUUUUUUUUUUCAUUUACUGAGCAGUAUGUACAACGUCUUUGAUGACACUUUAAAACAGAAUUUGGUUUCUAAACUUGAACCGAGAGUUUGCUUCUGAUCAUGUUCUCAUUCCGGCCUAUGCAUGCUAAUACGUGUUACUGUCAGUGCUUCAGUUUGUUUCUGGAUGCGUGUUGUUGCUGUGUACAGUCAGCUGAGCUGGGAGGAGCACUGAAGUUGAAUAAGCUGUAAAUAGAGUCUGGUUCAGUGUGGAAAGGGUUGAGGAGAUUGUACUGCUUGUAUUACGACUGCAGCCGAGAAUGUCUAGUUACACAUACACACACACAAACAACAGUUGUGAUACACAGGCAUGCAUCAACAUGCACACACACACACCCACAUCUACACACACACACACACGCACACACGCACACACACACACCCACACAAACACACCCACACAAAAACACAACCCCUUAAGGGAAGAAUCACUUGUUUUUCUUACCUUUUUGAGUAAAGAUCUUGCAUUGAAUCAUCUUGUUUAUACAACUGUAAAUAAAAUAUACUUGCAUUGCCAAGUCUAACCAA